Messenger RNA from Coregonus sp. 'balchen', 15074 nucleotides. The record is from the annotation of a GenBank genome assembly. NCBI's taxonomy places the organism in Eukaryota, Metazoa, Chordata, Actinopteri, Salmoniformes, Salmonidae.
CGACCACCAGCCAGCCAUCCGAAUCAUGAUUUCUUUCUCGCGAGAUUUUCACGAACGAGGAAGAAGAAGGACUCGCCUGUUGUUUGUUUCGAUUUUCGCAGCAGGCUAAAAUGCGGACAUUUAAGUCCUUUGGUGUGUUAGUGAGUCUGUGCUUCGUGUUCGCAUACACCUCGGCAACUGCCGAUAUUUUUGAUGGAGUUUUGGGAAAUACUGCGUCUUGCCAUAAGACAUGUCAAAUGACUUACAGUUUGCACACAUAUCCUCGGGUGAGUUGCUGGAAGCUAGCUAGUAGCAUGUUUGUCGUUUUGCUAACUAAGCAAGUCUACUAUACCGAAAAACGGUGGAUACACUAAACGUUGUCCUUUAGAAGAGGACUAGCCAAAAAUGUACUAGCAACCGAAAAAAUGACUCUGCGGCGCCUACAAUGUAUUUAGCUGUUGUAGACUUCCGACCACUGCGUGGCUGUAAUUAGUGAUUCAGAUUGGAGGUGCCGAAUAGGCAUUUUUUUCCGGUUGUUUGUAACUUAACGUUACAUUUUUAUUACGUAAUUUUGGGGGCAAGUACAUGCUGGCCGUAACGGGAGUAAAUGUAGAUUACAGUAGUUGCUCAGCGAAACUCCGUAUUUGGUGAUCAACGAACGUAUUUUAACAAUAUAACGCUUGCAGAGCUGGUGAAUGGGAGUUUGAAUCGGAGCUUUCUGAGCGUUAGAGAGCACAAAGAUACUGGUUCAGUCCUGUUCAUGACUGUGUUUGUUUGUGUUGUAGGAGGAGGAACUGUACGCCUGUCAGAGAGGCUGUCGACUGUUCUCCAUUUGCCAGUUCGUGGGCGACAGCGAGGAUCUGAACCAAACUAAAGUCGAGUGUGACUCCAGUAAGAUUGUCAUGCAAUGUCUUCAAAAGAUAGUAAUGUUGCUAGCUAAGUACAUAGACUACUGUGCAGAAAACAGAUAGUCAUGUUGCCAGCUAAGUACAUAGACUACUGUGCAGAAAACAGAUAAUGCUUUUGUAAAGGGAAUUUUCAGUUGAACUAAAAGGUUUAUUAGAAGAAUUCAGGGAGAACCUCCAGAGCAGAAGCAAAUAAAAUGUCUAACGGGCCUCUUGGAAACAGGCCCUUUAUAUUCUAAUCAUACAGUACCAAAUGUUCCCAAAACAUCAGCUCCAGAGGCUUGUACGAAGUCAAAACAAAAGACAGUGACUUUUCCAGCUGCUACAGAAUCAGUCUUCAUAAUGUCGUCAAAACGAUAAUAAUCAGGGUGUCCUUGUAGGAGAAUCAAAAAUGUCAUGGCUUGGGGCCCCCAUUGAUUUAGUUAUAAUUUGAGCUACUCGGAUAGCAGAAGAACACGGUAUAAGCCAUAGAUUUUUUUUUGUAGAAUUGCAGGAAAUUAGCGUUACAACUGUAAAAUUCUCUCUCGGCCCCAAAAGAUAUGUCUGCAGCCAAGAGGAGGACCGUGCCAUUGGCCACACCCACCACCUAAGCCCCAUUUGAUUCAGAAAACAACAUGGAGUGACAAGUUACAAAGUAUACUGAGUAUACCAAACAUUAGGAACACCUUUCCUAAUAUUGAGUUGCACCCCCCUUUUGACCUCAGAACAGCCUCAAUUCGUCAGGGCAUUCCCAAUCAUGUGUCCUUGCAAUCUGUCUUGACUAAAUUAUUGAGGAACGCCACCGGUACACUUCUUCACGGUGGUUAAAAUCGGUGCCAGACAUUACACCAAUUAGACAGUCUUCUGGUUCCACGAGACUAGCCAGACAAUGUCUGUGUCAUCUGUUCUGUAACCUGUUUUUUUGUUUGUUUGUUUUUUACUUCCUGGUUCUCCCCAGCUUGUCAUGAAGCGUACAGGCAGUCAGAUGAGCAGUAUGCCUGCAACCUGGGCUGCCAGAGUCAACUACCGUUUGCUGAGCAAAGACAAGAGCAGGUACAAAAACAAGAGCAGGUAGUGUGCUACGCCGCUCCGUCAAACACACUCAAGUGACUGCCAUUGAUUGUUGAAGACCAAUAUUGACAACGCAAAUAUUGUUGGUGAACUGGGUGAUAUGUAGGAAAAUAGACUGAAGACAGCCUAUUGGAAUAUAAAUGUUGUUAACCAAUAACAACAGGCCUGUGUUUUGGAGCAUCUGAAUGUGUGUGUGUGGGAGGGGAGCCUGGUCCCAGAUCAGUUUGUGCUAUAGUUCAACUACCUCAUCCCCAUAUUGUUAUUUAUUUCGCUCAUUUGCAUCCCAGUAUCUCUAUUUGCACAUCAUCUCUUGCACAUCUAUCAUUCCAGUGUUAAUACUAAUUGUAAUUAUUUUGCACUAUGGCCUAUUUAUUGCCUUACCUCCAUAACUUGCUACAUUUGCACACACUGUAUAUAUAAAUUCUGUUGUAUUUUUUACUUUAUGUUUUGUUUUACCCCAUAUGUAACUCUGUUGUUUUUAUCGCACUGCUUUGCUUUAUCUUGGCCAGGUCGCAGUUGUAAAUGAGAACUUGUUCUCAACUGGCUUACCUGGUUAAAUAAAGGUGCAAUAAAAAUGUAUAACCAACUGGCUAGCCCAUCUAACCUGGUCCCAGAUCAGUUUGUGAUGUAUAGCCAACUGGCUAGCCCAUCUAGUCUGGUUCCAGAUCAGUUUGUGAUGUAUAGCCAACCGGCUAGCCCAUCUAACCUGGUCCCAGAUCAGUUUGUGCUGUAUAGCCAACUGGCUAGCCCAUCUAGUCUGGUCCCAGAUCAGUUUGUGAUGUAUAGCCAAACGGCUAGCCCAUCUAACCUGGUCCCAGAUCAGUUUGUGCUGUAUAGCCAACUGGCUAGCCCAUCUAGUCUGGUCCCAGAUCUGUUUGUGAUGUAUAGCCAAGUCCUGCACCAUUGACCAUAAAAGUUGGCAUGAAAGCACAAACAUAGUGCCUUCGGAAAGUUUUCAGACCCCUUGACUUUUUGUUACGUUACAGCCUUAUUCUAAAAUGGAUUAAAUUGUUUUUUUCCUCAUCAAUUUACACACAGUUCCCCAUAAUGACAAAGCAAUAACAGGUUUUUAGAUAUGUUUGCUAAUGUAUUACUUUUUAAAAACUAAAAUAUCAAAUUUACAUAAGUAUUCAGACCCUUUACUCAGUACUUUGUUGAAGCACCUUUGACAGUGAUUACAGCAUCGAGUCUUCUUGGGUAUGACGCUACAAGCUUGCCACACCUGUAUUUGGGGAGUUUCUCCCAUUCUUCUCUGCAGAUCCUCUCAAGCUCUGUCAGGUUGGAUGGGGAGCGUUGCACAGCUAUUUUCAGGUCUCUCCAGAGAUGUUCGAUCGGGUUCAAGUCCGGGCUCUGGCUGGGCCACUCAAGGACAUUCAGAGACUUGUCCCGAAGCCACUCCUGCGUUGUCUUGGCUGUGUGCUUAGGGUCAUUGUCCUGUUGGAAGGUGAACCUUCGUCCCAGUCUGAGGUCCUGAGCUCUCUGGAGCAGGUUUUCAUCAAGGAUCUCUCUGUACUUUGCUCCGUUCAUCUUUUCCUCAUCCUGACUAGUCUACCAGUCCCUGCCGCUGAAAAACCUCCCCACAGCAUGAUGCUGCCACCGCCAUGCUUCACCGUAAGGAUGGUGCCAGGUUUCCUCCAGACGUGACGCUUGGCAUUCAGGCCAAAGAGUUCAAUCCUGCUUUCAUCAGACCAGAGAAUCUUGUUUCUAAUGGUCUGAGAGUCUUUAUGUGCCUUUUGGCAAAUUCCAAGCGGGCUGUCAUGUGCCUUUUACUGAGGAGUGGCUUCCGUCUGGCCACUCUACCGUAAAGGCCUGAUUGGUGGAGUGCUGCAGAGAUGGUUGUCCUUUUGAGAGGUUCUCCCAUCUCCUCAGAGGAACUCUAGAGCUCUGUCAGAGUGACCACCUCCCUGACCAAGGCCCUUCUCCCCCGAUUGCUCAGUUUGGCCACGCGGCCAGCUCUAGGAAGAGUCUUGGUGGUUCUAAACUGCUUCCAUUUUAAGAAUGAUGGAGGCCACUGUGUUCUUGGGGACCUUCAAUGCUGCAGAAAUUUUUUUGAUACCCUUCUCCAGAUCUGUGCCUCGACACAUUCCUGUCUCGGAGCUCUACGGACAAUUCCUUCGACCUCAUGGCUUGGUUUAAGCUCUGACAUGCACUGUCAACUGUGGAACCUUAUAUACAGGUGUGUGCCUUUCCAGAUCAGUUCCUAUCAUUUGAAUUUGCCACAGGUGGACUCCGAGCAAGUUGUAGAAACAUCUCAAGGAUGAUCAAUAGAAACAGGAUGCAUCUGAGCUCAAUUUCGAGUCUCAUAGCAAAGUGUCAAUCAAUCAAUCAAUUUUAUUUUAUAUAGCCCUUCUUACAUCAGCUAAUAUCUCGAAGUGCUGUACAGAAACCCAGCCUAAAACCCCAAACAGCUAGUAAUGCAGGUGUAGAAGCACGGUGGCUAGGAAAAACUCCCUAGAAAGGCGAAAACCUAGGAAGAAACCUAGAGAGGAACCAGGCUAUGAGGGGUGGCCAGUCCUCUUCUGGCCACUCUACCGUAAAGUGUCUGACUACUUAUGUAAAUAAGGUAUUUCCGUUUUUAAUACAUUUGCAAACAUUUCUUUGUCAUUAUGGGGUCUUGUGUGUAGAUUGAUGAGGAAUGUAUUUAAUGUGAUCUAUUUUAGAAUAAGGCUGUAAUGUAAAAAAGUGGAAAAAGUCAAGGGAUCUGAAUACUUUACAAAGGCACUGUAUCUGGCGCCAGGCUAUGUGAUUCCUACCAGACCCCAUGAACUGGGAUGUGCUUUUGACCCUUGACCCCAUAAUACUGUCAUCCUCCAGUUGCUGGCCAUGAUGCCCCGCAUCCACCUGCUGUACCCUUUGACUCUGGUGAGAGGGUUCUGGGACGAUGUCAUGAGUCAGGCCCAUAACAUGAUGUCCUCCUCCUGGACCUUCUAUCUCCAGGCUGACGACGGGAAGCUGGUCAUCUUCCAGGUAGCGUCUUCUGUGGAGCGACUCCAACCCUAUUCAUCCAAGCCGACACUCCCUUUUAGGAUUGUUUUUCACUUUUCCUGUUGCACAUUUGCCACUGGCAGGCACUAAUUGACUAACUGAACUUGGGUAGGUAAUUGUUGGGUAACCUGAGUACGUAAUUUGAUUUGACAGACUGAACCACAGAUCCAGUUUAUUCCUGCGUUUGAGCUCCAGAAAGAGGAAGUCGGGGGAGAACCACAGUCGAAAUGUAAGUCGUCUUCAUCAUAUUCACUGUUACUAGCCGGCUACCACCCGGUACUCUACCCUGCACCUUAGAGACUGCUGCCCUAUGUACAUAUACCCUGAGUGUACAAAACAUUAGGAACACCUUCCUAAUAUUGAGUUUCACCCCCUUCUGCCCUCAGAACAGCCUCAAUUUGUCGGUGCAUGGACUCUACAAGGUGUUUUAAAGCGUUCCACAGGGAUGCUGGCCCAUGUUGUCUCCAAUGCUUCCCCCCAGGUGUAUCAAGUUUUGUUGGAUGUGGUGGACCAUUCUUGAUACACACGGGAAACUGUUGAGUGUGAAAAACCCAGCAGUGUUGCAGUUCUUAACACCCAAACCGGUGCGCCUGGCACCUACUACCAUGUCCCGUUCAAAGGCACUUAAAUAUUUUUGUCUUGCCCAUUCACCCUCUGAAUGGAACACAUACACAAUCCAUGUCUCACUUGUCUCAAGGCUUAAAAAUCCUUCUUUAACCUUUCUCCUCCCCUUCAUCUACACUGAUUUUGAAGUGGAUUUAACAGGUGACAUCAAUAAGGGAUCAUAGCUUUCACCUGGAUUCACCUGGUCAGUCUAUUUCAUGAAAAGAACAGGUGUUCCUAAUGUGUUGUACACUCAGUGUACAUGUACAUACUCAAUGAACACAAGUCACUUUAAUAAUUUUUACAUACUCUUUUACACACUUCAUAUGUGUAUAUACUGUAUUCAAGUCAAGGCUCAUCCUAUAUAACUACUGCUGUACACACCUUUUCUAUUCAUAUACUGUCUACACCCAUCAUUUUAUAUAUAUACAGUGGGGAGAACAAGUAUUUGAUACACUGCCGAUUUUGCAGGUUUUCCUACUUACAAAGCAUGUAGAGGUCUGUAAUAUUUAUCAUAGGUACACUUCAACUGUGAGAGACGGAAUCUAAAACAAAAAUCCAGAAAAUCACAUUGUAUGAUUUUUAAGUAAUUAAUUUGCAUUUUAUUGCAUGACAUAAGUAUUUGAUCACCUACCAACCAGUAAGAAUUCCGGCUCUCACAGACCUGUUAGUUUUUCUUUAAGAAGCCCUCCUGUUCUCCACUCAUUACCUGUAUUAACUGCACCUGUUUGAACUCGUUACCUGUAUAAAAGACACCUGUCCACACACUCAAUCAAACAGACUCCAACCUCUCCACAAUGGCCAAGACCAGAGAGCUGUGUAAGGACAUCAGGGAUAAAAUUGUAGACCUGCACAAGGAUGGGAUGGGCUACAGGACAAUAGGCAAGCAGUUUGCUGAGAAGGCAACAACUGUUGGCGCAAUUAUUAGAAAAUGGAAGAAGUUCAAGAUGACGGUCAAUCAUCCUCGGUCUGGGGCUCCAUGCAAGAUCUCACCUCGUGGGGCAUCAAUGAUCAUGAGGAAGGUGAGGGAUCAGCCCAGAACUACACGGCAGGACCUGGUCAAUGACCUGAAGAGAGCUGGGACCACAGUCUCAAAGAAAACCAUUAGUAACACACUACGCCGUCAUGGAUUAAAAUCCUGCAGCGCACGCAAGGUCCCCCUGCUCAAGCCAGCGCAUGUCCAGGCCUGUCUGAAGUUUGCCAAUGACCAUCUGGAUGAUCCAGAGGAGGAAUGGGAGAAAGUCAUGUGGUCUAAUGAGACAAAAAUAGAGCUUUUUGGUCUAAACUCCAAUCACCGUGUUUGGAGGAAGAAGAAGGAUGAGUACAGUCCCAAGAACACCAUCCCAACCGUGAAGCAUGGAGGUGGAAACAUCAUUCUUUGGGGAUGCUUUUCUGCAAAGGGGACAGGACGACUGCAUCGUAUUGAGGGGAGGAUGGAUGGGGCCAUGUAUCGCGAGAUCUUGGCCAACAACCUCCUUCCCUCAGUAAGAGCAUUGAAGAUGGGUCGUGGCUGGGUCUUCCAGCAUGACAACAACCUGAAACACACAGCCAGGGCAACUAAGGAGUGGCUCCGUAAGAAGCAUCUCAAGGUCCUGGAGUGGCAUAGCCAGUCUCCAGACCUGAACCCAAUAGAAAAUCUUUGGAGGGAGCUGAAAGUCCUUAUUGCCCAGCGACAGCCCCGAAACCUGAAUGAUCUGGAGAAGGUAUGUAUGGAGGAGUGGGCCAAAAUCCCUGCUGCAGUGUGUGCAAACCUGGUCAAGACCUACAGGAAACGUAUGAUCUCUGUAAUUGCAAACAAAGGUUUCUGUACCAAAUAUUAAGUUCUGCUUUUCUGAUGUAUCAAAUACUUAUGUCAUGCAAUAAAAUGCAAAUUAAUUACUUAAAAAUCAUACAAUUUGAUUUUCUGGAUUUUUGUUUUAGAUUCCGUCUCUCACAGUUGAAGUGUACCUAGGAUAAAAAUUACAGACCUCUACAUGCUUUGAUAUAUAUAUAUAUACACACAGUACUAGUCAAAGGUUUGGACACCUACUAAUUUAAGGGUUUUUCUUAAUUUUUUUUUAAUUUUCUACAUUGUAGAAUAAUAGUGAAGACAUCAAAACUAUGAAAUAACACAUAUGGAAUCAUGUAGUAACCAAAAAAGGGUUAAACAAAUCAAAAUAUAUUUGAAAUUCUUCAAAGUAGCCACCCUUUGCCAUGAUGACAGCUUUGCACACUCUUGGCAUUCUCUCAACCAGCUUCAUGAGAUAGUCACCUGGAAUGCUUUUCAAUUAACAGGUGUGCCUUGUUAAAAGUUAAUUUGUGGAAUUUCUUUCCUUCUUAAUGCGUUUGUUCCAAUCAGUUGUGUUGUGACAAGGUAUACAGAAAAUAGCCCUAUUUGGUAAAAGACCAAGUCCAUAUUAUGGCAAGAACAGCUCAAAUAAGCAAAGAGAAACGACAGUCCAUCAUUACUUUAAGACAUGAAGGUCAGUCAAUACGGAACAUUUCAAUUACUUUCAAGUGCAGUUGCAAAAACCAUCAAUUGCUAUGAUGAAACUGGCUCUCAUGAGGACCGCCACAGGAAUGGAAGACCCAGAGUUACCUCUGCCGCAGAGGAUAAGUUCAUUAGUUACCAGCCUCAGAAAUUGCAGCCCAAAUAAAUGCUUCACAGAGUUCAAGUAACAGACACAUCUCAACAUCAACUGUUCAGAGGAGACUGUGUGAAUCAGGCCUUCAUGGUCGAAUUGCUGCAAAGAAACCACUACUAAAGGACACCAAUAAGAAGAAGAGACUUGCUUGGUCCAAGAAACACGAGCAAUGGACAUUAGACUGGUGGAAAUGUGUCCUUUUGGUCUGGAGGAAUGCUUGGAGUCCAAAUUGGAAAUGUUUUGUUCCAAUUUUUGUGAGAUGCGGUGUGGGUGAACGGAUGAUCUCCGCAUGUGUAUUUCCCACCGUAAAGCAUGGAGGAGGAGGUGUUAUGGUGUGGGGGUGCUUUGCUGGUGACACUGUCUGUGAUUUAUUUUGAAUUCAAGGCACACUUAACCAGCAUGGCUACCACAGCAUUCUGCAGCGAUAUGCCAUCCUAUCUGGCUUGGGCUUAGUGGGACUAUCAUUUGUUUUUCAACAUGACAAUGACCCAAUACACCUCCAGGCUGUGUAAGGGUUAUUUUACCAAGAAGGAGUGUGAUGGAGUGCUGCAUCAGAUGACCUGGCCUCCACAAUCCCCCGACCUCAACCCAAUUGAGAUGGUUUGGGAUGAGUUGGACCGCAGAGUGAAGGAAAAUCAGCCAACAAGUGCUCAGCAUAUGUGGGAACUCCUUCAAGACUGUUGGAAAAGCAUUUUUCAUGAAGCUGGUUGAGAGAAUGCCAAGAGCGUGCAAAGCUGUCAUCAAGGCAAAGGGUGGCUAUUUUGAAGAAUCUCAAAUAUAAAAUAUAUUUGAUUUAACACUUUGCUUACUACAUGAUUCCAUAUGUGUUAGUUAAUAGUUUUGAUGUCCUCACUAUUAUUCUACAAUCUAGAAAAUAGUUUAAAAAAUAAAAAGAAGAAAAUAACUUGGAAUGAGUAGGUGUGUCCAAACUUUUGACUGGUACUGUAUGUAUGUAUAUUCCAGACUUACAUUGUUGUUCUGAUGUUUCUUAAUUUUUAGUUUUUGGAUUUGUGUGUAUUGUUAGGUAUGCUGCACUGUUGGCUCUAGAAACAUAAGCAUUUCACUGCACCUGCGAUAACAUCUGCAAAAUAUGUGUAUGCGACCCAAUAACAUUUUAUUUGAUAAAAAAACAAAAAAAUCUCUAGCAAAUUCACAAACUGAAAAUACAAAAUGCUGUGAGUGUGCAUUUGGGAUUUACGUAUGAACUUUUACACAAUCACAAUGUUUUACUGUGUAAUACAACAACAACAAACACAAUUGGUAUGAAAACACGUCCAUCUCUCCCGCUCCAGAUCCUGGUCUGGGUAGCCCGGUGUACAAAGACUACCAGCGUAGCUUUGUCCAGGAGAGGGACAGGGACAUGUAUGUGGACCGCAGCAUCAACAAGGACGACUACAACCUCUUCAGCUGUCUCUCCAGGUCAGUUACAGAGGACACGUCUUCUGCACAAACCUUAUUAGGUUUAGAAGGUAUGUCUAUCAGGAAAUGAAGCUGAUAUGCAAAUGAAAAGAAGCAGGAGGCGGUGCUAAAAUAGAGUCCCACGUUUAUAUCACCAAAGAAAACCUAAGAUGGAAAGAAGGAAGUGUUUUGGGGAAACACAUUGUUCCUGAUUGAAUGACUCCAUUGAUGUGUAAUUUGACAUCCCGCCCCUCCUCCUCCGUCUAGGAACCCUUGGCUCCCGGGCUGGAUCCUGACCACCACUCUGAUCAUGUCUAUUCUGGUUCUCAUCUGGAUCUGCUGUGCUACCGUGGCGACCGCUGUUGACCAAUAUGUCCCUGCUGAGGUAACGUCCCCCUAGGUCAAAAAAAUAUGAAGGAGUAUUCUAAUAUCCCAUCUUUGCGUAAAUGCAACAACAACAACAACAAAAAAGGGGCUAUCUAGCAACGGCUCUGGUCCCAUGAAUUCCACUUAACCUGGGUACAGAUGUCAGAUCUUAAUUUGACCCAUUUCGUCACAGGAGGAAAAUAAUCCUGCAGCAGGAGAAUUUGAUUGAAUGAUAUUUAGAAUCGCCACCAUGGGGCAGCUAGCAGAGGUGUUUGUAGGCUAUACAAUGCAGUACCGUACCACAGAGUUUCUAAACCCAGGGGCUCAACAUCGCGAGACAUCCAGGAACGCUUGCGAAACAGGACAAAGCAGACCAGGUCGGGGUUUGGUGUUUUGAGAAGUCAAUGAGACAAGUGAAAAAGUCUUCCUUAGUUGUUAAUCCAGGCUCUGUCGUAGCCGGCCGCAAUUGGCCAAGCGUCGUCCAGGGUAGGGGGAGGGAAUGGCCGGCAGGGAUGUAGCUCAGUUGGUAGAACAUGGCGUUUGCAACGCCAGGGUUGUGGGUUCGAUUCCCACGGGGGGCCAGUAUAAAAAAAAUAAUGUAUGCACUCACUAACUGUAAGUCGCUCUGGAUAAGAGCGUCUGCUAAAUGACAAAAAUGUUAAUUAAGAAGUCAAUGAGAGAAGUGAAAAAGUCUUCCUUAGUUGUUAAUUUCGCAACCUGGAUUCGAGGCCAAUUUCUUAAGUAGUUGAACAUGUUAUUAAUCCAACCUCGUGGAAGUGACAAACCUGACACUUUCAUUUUUGCCAAAAACAACUUUAAUAACGAAAGAGUGCCUUUUUGAUUUGACGGCGUGUACAUGCGCAGUUCGGUGAGACGCGACCGUUAGACCCGAUGACAUGUUUCUGCGUAUGAUCUUAGGUAGCCACCGUGCUUGUUUUAACGAAGUUGGAUCAAAGCUGAAUCAAUGUCUGCAAGGUCAAUAUAGUAGCAUACUAGUGUAACGUUACUGGAAGACAAAAAACACCACCCCAUUUUUCUCUCACGUGGCCAAAACUCAACGUCGCGCACCACUAGGCAAAAUACACAGGUAGGCUAUGCUACAGUUAACGCCAUCUUUAAAAUUUCACUCACUUAAGGCUACAUCAUUCAAAACAAUACUGUAGGCUACUUUAAACAACACUAUAUAACUCAAGAAGAUCUAAAUGUAUAUCCCCGUGAAACUGACUGACAUCAAAUGGUUCCUAUGCAGAUGCUGCAUGGGAUGUUUCACCGGUAAAAAUGAUCAUUCGCGAUUGAAUGUGGUGGUGUUUUCGUCUUGCAAUAACGUUAUGCUAUUUGGUUUUGUUAGGUCGAAUACUGAGAUCAUUGUGAUCUUGCAGACAUUGAUUCAGCUUUGAUCUAACUUUUAUUAAACGAGCACCAUUCGUCUGAGUAGCCUGUUCUCUACGCAUAGAGUACAAUACACAUGAGCAGAACGUGAUCCGCACAUGAAGCUUCCGGAAGCUCCGGAUCUUUUAGUCCAGCAGACUAAAUAUCCAGAAAAGGUUUGAUUCGCAGCCAUGGCCUAAAAUAAGUUUCUGGUAUGGUCAUUUUAUUUUCAAGAUCGGGGGUAAAAUAUCCCAUAUUGAAAUGUGUAACUAAAUCUAGUCAAUCGGGCGAUUUGAGUUAUUUGUGCCAGAAGGGCAUGGGUCAUACCGUCACGGAUGUGUGCGCUGAAGGCAGCGGCCCUUGGGUUGAAUAUAAUAAUUAUCAUUCCCUUCUCCCGGCUGCUAAUCGCCGUGCUCCGAGGCACCUCUCACUCACAUGGCUCUCUCAGAUAUCUCAAUUCUUAUUAGCCAAUGCCCUUCCUUCUCACGGGCAUCUCGGCUCCGAAGUAGGCUACAAGUGAAGACAGACACGUUGAGGACACAACUGAGCCCAUCCUUCUUAUCCAAUUCCGAGGCGCACAUUGAAGAUGUUAGAAGAACUGUCCACAUUUACUUUUCGUCAGCCGACAAGAUGAGUAGGCCUAACGAACAGCAAAAGCACUAGCCUAUGUUUAAUCUUCUAUCCCCCAUAGUACAAAAGUUUACCUAUUCUAUUGGUCAACUUGUCCUUCUGUGCAAGAAAUAAACAUUCCAAACCUAGUCUGGGACAGUUGUGGGAUGCGAUAGAUCCCAAAUUAAUACAACCACUAGCAUCAAAAAAAACUUUUAAAAGCAAUGAGGCUGAUGCAACUGAUCAGAACGUUUAGCUUAAAAUGUUGAUAAACUAUGUAAGUGCAGCAAUGUCACACGGCAGUAGGCUGUAAUCGCGAAUGUUACAAAAUGCAAUCAAUUAGCGGGAAAACACUGUUCUCAAAAGUGACCGCAAAUGCUUUUAUCCAUGUAAUAAUGCUUUAUUAUAAAAGUGCAUUUUUAUGGUGAAGAUUAUCUUCCCCAAACUUGAUUCACGCGCCGCCUAUGUAUGCCUGUUAGGCUCUACACCGGUUGUAAAGGGGAUUAAUGUGCUUCAUUUUAAAGUUAUUUGACCACUUUAGUUGCGAUACGAACCUUAUCAAAGCAUAUAAGCCUGAGCUAGGCUACAUGAGGUGUGCGACUGAUUUGAAAAAGUCGCAAAAAAAGGCAUUCACUGUUUCUUGCCUUACUGCAAACGCUGGGCAUCAUUCACAAGUAAUAAUAUAUCAUUCACAAGUAAUAAUAUAUCAUUCACAAGUAAUAAUAUAUCAUUCACAAGUAAUAAUAUAUCAUUCACAAGUAGUAAUAUAUCAUUCACAAGUGAUAGGCUAAUAUUGUCACCCAUCAGACUAUUCUUAAUUUAAUCUUGUCUUUACCUUUACUAAAUAAUAUAUGUGUGAAAUUAGUUUUGAUUUAGAAUGGACCAUUAUCAUUCGCCUGUCUCGGGAACAGGGGCAGGGGGGAAAAAUACAUGGAAUCUAUGCACUUAAAUAGCGAAUGAAGGACGCUUUUCCCGUGGUUCAUUUUCAUGCCAGCCAGGUAGGCUAUAAUACUCCUGUUGUAAAGCGAAGCAAUGUGCUAAAUCAAAUCAAAUGUUAUGUGUCACAUGCGGCGAAUACAACUGGUGUAGACCUUACCGUGAAAUGCUUACUAACAAGCCCUUAACCAACAAUGCCGUGUUGAGAAAAUAUUUACUAAAUAAACGAAAGUAAAAAAAAAAAAAAAAAAAAUUUAAAACAAGUUACACAAUAAAAUAACAAUAAUGAGGGUAUAUACAGGGGAUACAGGUUAGUCGAGGUAAUUUGUACAUGUAGGUAGGGGUAAAGUGACUAUGCAUAGAUAAUAAACAGAGAGUAGCAGCAGUGUAAAAGCAAAAGAGGGGGGGUCAAUGCAAAUAGUCCGGGUGGCCAUUUGAUUAAUUGUUCAGCAGUCUUAUGGCUUCGGGGUAGAAGCUAUUAAGGAGCCUUUUGGACCUAGACUUGGCGCUCCGGUACCGCUUGCCGUGUGGUAGCAGAGAGAACAGUCUAUGACUUGGGUGACUGGAGUCUUUGACAAUUUUUUGGGCCUUCCUCUGACACCGCCUAGUAUAUAGGUCCAGGAUGGCAGGAAGAUUGGCCCCAGUGAUGUACUGGGCUGUACGCACUACCCUCUGUAGCGCCUUACGGUCGGAUGCCAAGCAGUUGCCAUACCAGGCGGUGAUGCAACCGGUCAGGAUGCUCUCGAUGGUGCAGCUGUAGAACUUGUUGAGGGUCUGGGGACCCAUGCCAAAUCUUUUCAGUCUCCUGAGGGGGAAAAGGUGUUGUCGUGCCCUCUUCACGACUUUCUUGGUGUGUUUGGAGCAUGAUAGAUUGUUGGCGAUGUGGACGCCAAGGAACUUUAAACUCUCGACCCGCUCCACUACAGCCCCGUCGAUGUGAAUGGGGGCGUGUUCGGCCCUCCUUUUCCUGUAGUCCACGAUCAUCUCCUUUUGUAUUGCUUAAUAUUAGGAAAGUUGAGAAAUAAUUAAAGUAGGCCUAGCCUAUGGAAAGCUGAUGGGAUCCUCCUCUUUUUAAGAGGCCAUCAACUUUGUUUUCUCACACAAUUGCAUAGCUCAUGUGCUCUCGUGAAGUGUUUGAUUUGAUUUUCGAAUACAUUUGCAUUGAUGUCAGAGUGAUUAGAGGGACAAUAGAGUGCUGAGUACCAGGCAGUUAGCAAGUUUGGUAUCUAAUGACCAUUAGCAGCAUCAGAGCUUGGAGAAGCCUAAUUACCGUGACUGCGGUCAUGACUCGUGACUGGCGGUGUGGCGGUAAUAUGGUCACUGUAACAGCCCUAGUCCAGGUAGCUAUUUGGUUAACUAUUUAUCAGUCUGAUGGCUUGGGGGUAGAAGCUGUUCAGGGUCCUGUUGGUUCCAGACUUGGUGCAUCAAACUAUUCAACUGACAGGUUUUAGUGCACUUAAGUGGUUUAUUAACACCAUUCCUACAGAUGGUAGUAAUCAAGAAGGAACCAAAGUAUCCAUAUCAAUAUUGAAAAUCAAACUUUUACGUCUUUGUCUUUUGUAGAAACUGAGUAUCUAUGGAGACAUGGAGUACGCCAAGGACAACAAGCUGCUGACCCCUUACCCAGCAUCCUCUCUGGUCAUCAUCACCUCCGGGCCGGGGCAGGAUGAGGAGGCUGGACCACUCCCUUCCAAAGUCAACCUGGACCAGUCCAACGUCUAAACAUCUAGGGUCCAAACCAGCUAGCCUGGGUACCAAUCUGUUUGUGCUAUCUUUCCGCUUCUUGCCACUCCUUGACUGGCAAGGAGUGACAUGAUAACACAAACAGACCUUUACCCAGGCUACAAACCAACAGGGUGGAGAAGGUGAUGAUAAAACUAGUCCUGGAGUAAGAGGCAUUUUUAUGGAGAUUUUCCCAUUGAGCAUGUGUUUUAGUCCAGGACUACGAUUAAUCUGGACUAGUGAAUUGAAACAUGAUUGUGCAGGGUGAGAAGAGUUAUGAAAAAGCAUGCUAAAUGGAUUUCCAUUGAAAGGGGUGUUCUUUAGUCCAGGAAUGGGCUUAAUCUGGGUCUGCAAACUGAAGCUGGCCCUUUUUAGAAAGCCCAAGUCAGUCUUACGUUUUCACACUGUUAGACCCCUUUUUAGUCUAAAUUGUAAAAACUGCUUCAAGCACAUUUUGUAUUGGCUGUUGUCUUGUUCCUCUUUCAAGUUCUGGAGAUUAGCAUAAUAAGGGGGGGGGGGGCUUAUUUUU